Messenger RNA from Cryptococcus amylolentus CBS 6039, 377 nucleotides. RefSeq lists its product as hypothetical. The record is from RefSeq and is a predicted model, not a curated record. Gene Ontology annotation, biological process: proton motive force-driven ATP synthesis. Lineage: Eukaryota; Fungi; Basidiomycota; Tremellomycetes; Tremellales; Cryptococcaceae. Gene Ontology annotation, molecular function: proton transmembrane transporter activity. Bases 23 to 292 code for a protein of 89 amino acids. The transcript is spliced from 4 exons.
CUUCUAUCCAUACAUUCCCAAAAUGGCCACCCCUACCGUCAACGUCGUCCGUUGGUCCGCUCUCCUCGCCGGUAUCACCUACGGGGUCUUCCACCAGUCCACACUACAGACCAAGUACGACGAGGACAAGGCCAAGCACCACGCCGCCCACCGAGCGCACCUCGUGCAGGAGGCGAAGAAGGCGUAUGCUGCGAAGAAGGCUGCCGGUGCCGCGACGGGAUUGAUCACCGACCCCGAAGAUCCCAAGUUCGACCUCGAGAAGGUCAUCGAGUCAUGGACCAAAGACUCAUAGAGGAAAGAAGGAGUCCCUUACCGUCAUUGUUGUCAAACUCAAUCUCUUAUACCGAAUACCGACCCAUGAAAACUAAAAUAUGCUC